Messenger RNA from Theileria annulata, 540 nucleotides. RefSeq lists its product as uncharacterized. Gene Ontology annotation, molecular function: iron-sulfur cluster binding; iron ion binding. The coding region runs from base 1 to 540 and encodes 179 amino acids. The record is from RefSeq and is a predicted model, not a curated record. Gene Ontology annotation, cellular component: mitochondrion. NCBI's taxonomy places the organism in Eukaryota, Apicomplexa, Aconoidasida, Piroplasmida, Theileriidae. Gene Ontology annotation, biological process: iron-sulfur cluster assembly. The transcript is spliced from 2 exons.
AUGUCACUUUACUUUUUAAAAGAUUUGUUAAAAAGAACUAAUCCUCUCCUUCGUUCCCUCAUUCCUUAUCAUACUUCCUCAAUUAUUUUAUCGGAUUCUAUUUGCAUUUCAAAUUUAACACAAAAUCCUUUAAAUUACAUAAAUUUUAAAUAUAACAAUAAAAUUAAUCGCAAUUAUUUAACUGCUUCUUCAUUGAACUAUCCCAAUCGCUCCUUCUCAACGGUCACUAAGGCCGUGGUUCCUGAAACCUACUCUGAUGAGGAGAUAGAAACAGUUGAAAGCAUAAAAUUACUCAUAGAUAAACGGAUCAGACCUGUGAUUCAACAGGACGGAGGCGACGUGUUCUUCGUCUCAUACGACCCUUCAACAGGGUAUGUGUAUGUAAGGCUCAGCGGAGCCUGCGUUGGAUGCAUACAGAGCGAUAUUACUCUAAAGCAUAUGAUACAGGGGAUGCUGUGUCAUUAUCUCGAGGAGAUCACUGCAGUUUACAACGUGGAUGAAGAUAACAAUGUAAUCAAACCAGAUUCUGAGAAUGAUUAA